This is a messenger RNA of Carcharodon carcharias (great white shark), 1065 nucleotides long. Its product is annotated as cyclin-dependent kinase 2-associated protein 1. The record is from RefSeq and is a predicted model, not a curated record. Bases 57 to 359 code for a protein of 100 amino acids. Gene Ontology annotation, cellular component: nucleus; cytoplasm. The transcript is spliced from 4 exons. Lineage: Eukaryota; Metazoa; Chordata; Chondrichthyes; Lamniformes; Lamnidae.
CACCCGGAUCCGGGAGCCGCCGGCUGUUUUGGCGCCAUUAGCAGCGGCUCCGCGGGAUGAGCAGCAAAACCAGUGCAGCGCCGGCCCGGUCAGUUGGAAAUGUUCCAUCUCCUUCUACAAGUAUGGGGAGCUCAGUGCAGUCAUUUAGGCCACUGUUCAAUGACUAUGGACCACCCUCUAUGGGUUAUUUGCAGGGAAUAAGCAGCAGUCAGGUGCCACAGAGUAAAUAUGCGGAGCUGCUUGCUAUAAUCGAAGAACUGGGGAAAGAUAUUCGACCAACAUAUGCUGGCAGUAAAAGUGCAAUGGAACGCCUAAAACGUGCUCUGAAUCAAAAACCCUCAUUCUUACAGAAAUACUGAAAGACCAAGAAAAAGGACAUCUUCAAUGGAUUCUGAAUUGAAAGAAGCAUCCAACUGAAUCUACAGAUGCUGAGAAAAUUCACCAGUAAGAGCUCCAGAGAGAAGUGUCUGGAAGCUAAGGGCAAAAGUUUUACUGCAGCAGAACACCCCACACAAUAUCCCUUGGAAAUCCAACUUCAGCAUGCAGAGUUCAUAGCCUGCAAGGGUGAGCUAAAUCCUUUUCACUUCCAGGUUGCAGAAAGUCCUGAGAAGCCCCUUUACCAAUUCAGUCAGAACUGCCAUUUGAACGAAACCCUUCACUAAUUCCAAUUCCCCAACUCCAAGCCUCAACACGUGACCUCCGAGUUAAAAAGGAAAAAACAAAUUAAUAAUUAAUACUCAACUCUUGGGAACUUUGUGACCAUCUGAAUCCUUGAACAGCAAGCCUGCAGUUCAUUCAAAUGUCUCAUGACUUGCAAUGUUAGAUCGCCGAUUAAAUCAAGUUGACAGAUCACUGACCCACACAGUCAUUGUUGAAAAUUCUUCUUCUUGAAAUGCACCACUGCCAUUUCGCACGGGAAAUCAAUUGUUCUGCAGUGAGCAGCGAUGCCAUCUUAGAAGACUGUAAGCUCUUAAAACACAUUUAAAAUCUUCAACAUGGAUCAAAAAUCCAACUCACCAGAUUGGUUUACACCAAGAAAAAAACAAAAAAACUGCGGAUGCUGGA